CAGGGAUCCCAGGCCCCGCUCCUGGCACGGACCCGACGGAUCGCCCGGAGCGCCCUCCUGAAAUCCGCCCCCUACAGCAGCUGCUGCCGCAGGAAAGGGGCCCAGGGAAGCAGCUCCCGGGUUGGUCCCGCCCGGACGGUGCCGGAGCCGCUCCGGAAUGUGGGAGAAUCCCGGGAUGUGGGAGAAUCCCGAGGAUCCCCAGCCCUGCUGCUGGAACACGGGAGGACAGAUGUUCCGAAGGCUCCGACCCGGAAAGGAAAAUCCUGCCCCGUGUGGGACGAGCUGAGCCCGGAGCGGCGCCGGGUCCUGCGGCACCACCUGCACCUGCGCAGCUCCGGGUGGAUCCAGGAUCCCUGCGGGAAGUGGGUCAAGGACGGGAACGCAGAGUUCGACUCGGACGAGGAGGAGCCCCCGGAGCUGCCACCGACGUGACCCUCCCUGGGCCCAAAUCCCCCGUCCCCAAAACCCCAAACCCCCA
Corapipo altera (White-ruffed manakin) is the source of this 478-nucleotide messenger RNA. RefSeq names its product sodium channel modifier 1-like. The record is from RefSeq and is a predicted model, not a curated record. Gene Ontology annotation, cellular component: nucleus. NCBI's taxonomy places the organism in Eukaryota, Metazoa, Chordata, Aves, Passeriformes, Pipridae. The annotation marks the transcript as partial. Gene Ontology annotation, biological process: RNA splicing. The transcript is spliced from 4 exons.